AUGUCCGAGCACGCGAAGAUUGACCUGCCCCUCGUUAUCGACGACCAACAAGAGACCAGCGCUUUCCAACCGAAUGUUGUGAUUGAACAACCUGCAUCUACUGUCAAGAACACUAUCCCAACGGUUGAACGACCUGAAGUAGAGGAGGUCAAGCUGCAUGGCGACCAGCUGGGGGCUGACUCAAGCAGCCAGAGUAUACAUGCAACCGAACCGAGACUCUCGCGUCGUACAACUUCUAGCAACAAUAUUCUUGGUGUACAAGGCCCAAAGGCAAACCCAUUCUGGUUCGAGGAUCCAGAAGAGAUUCUUCGUGAAGCAUCUGCACGACUACGUCGAUCUCGCUCUUUCGCCAAACCAAGAAACACACCGGAUGCAGCACCAUCGUCCAAGAUCGCGGUACCGGUCGUCCAGAACUCUAAGAUCUGGGACACUGCUACAUCUUCCCCUCUGUCCAGCCUACAUACAACUCCUGAGCCUGAUAUGGAGCCCAUUUCAUACACCCGGUCACCUCAAGCACCUAGUAGAUCGUCUCCUGCUCCUAUUCCGCAAGCAGAUGGCUCACCGGAACGCAAACCUUUGCGCGGAUCACGUCGCGGCAACGAAACCCCGUCACCAGUGAAGCUCACUUCAAAUCUGACGACACCCCAACUUGCGCGCCACGAACCCUCUACACCGCAAUCCUCAGCUACGAAGAAACGCAAGAACCUUCACCGCACCUUACCCAAGGAGCCUCGCAGUCCCACACGUCUGAAGACGAACAGCAACCCACCGCUGAACAGACAUUGUGUCAUCGCGUUUGCGGAGAGCAAGGACAAGAAGAACAAACAGGGCAUUCUGAGGCAGGUGAAGAGUGAGAGGCAGGGAGUGUUCAGCGAGAACGAUGUCGUCUUUGCGGCUAGGUUCUUCGUGGAGGAAUGA
Alternaria triticimaculans is the source of this 918-nucleotide messenger RNA. RefSeq lists its product as uncharacterized. The record is from RefSeq and is a predicted model, not a curated record. The coding region runs from base 1 to 918 and encodes 305 amino acids. Lineage: Eukaryota; Fungi; Ascomycota; Dothideomycetes; Pleosporales; Pleosporaceae. The transcript has 2 exons.